AGACAAUUUUCUUAAGUACUGUAUAACCAGUCCAGAGGUGUAUAGGAUUGUUGGUAACAUAAGAUGUCCAUGUAAGCGUUGCAAGAAUAUCAGAUUUCUUCCUUUCGAUGAUGUGAAAUACCACUUGUACUCAAGAGGAUUCAUUCGUUUUUAUGAAAGAUGGACAUGUCAUGGUGAGGAGCAUGACGGGAGUGGUAGCUCUAAUCAAUCAAACAGACAAGUACCAGAAAGUUUUGUUGAACCUGCAAUGGGUGAUUACACCCAAAUGGUGAUGAACGCUGGAGGUCCCGAUGUUGAGGCACGUGUUGUGGAAGCUGAAGAACCGAACCCAGAUGAUAAGAAAUUAUAUGACCUUCUCAGUGCGGCUGGCAAGGAGUUAUGGGAGGGUUGCAAAAAGGCAACUUUAUUAUCCACUGUGGCGAGGAUGCUAACUAUCAAAGCAGAUUUUAACUUGUCUGUGCGAUGGUAUGAUGCACAGUGCCAGCUAAUGCACAAUAUCAUGCCAGAGGACAAUUGUUUCGUGAAGAAUUUUUAUGAAACAAAAAAAUUGAUUGAAGGUUUGGGAUUUCCGGCACAAAAGAUUGACUGUUGUCAGUUGGGAUGUAUGUUAUUCUGGAAAGAAGAUGAGUGCUUAGAGUGUUGUAAGUUUUGUGAAAAACCACGUUAUAAAGUAAAAAAUGGGCGACGGAGGCCGAUACGGUACAUGUUUUACUUGCCCAUCACACCAAGGUUGAAAUGUCUAUUUGUAUCUACAAGGACGGCUUCGUAUAUGCGGUGGCAUGCGGGUCAUCAUCAUGAAAGUGGAAAUGUGUUGUGCCACCCGAGUGAUACAAAUGCUUGGAUGCAUCUCGAUGCACUAUUUCCCUCUUUCGGAAUGGAGGCAAGGAAUGUACGUUUGGGUCUUUGCACCGAUGGAUUCCAACCAUUUGGACAAUCAGGAAGACAAUAUUCUUGUUGGUCCAUAGUUGUGACACCGUACAACCUUCCCCCAAAUAUGUGCCUGAAAGAUGAAUAUUUGUUUCUUUCUGUCGUAGUACCGGGUGGUGCAAAUCCAAAACAAAAGAUUGAUGUAUAUUUGCAGCCACUUAUCGAGGAGCUGAACAUGCUAUGGUGCACUGGAGUUGAAACAUUUGAUGCAUCUCGUGGACAAAAUUUUAUCAUGAAAGCUGCACUAUUAUGGACUAUAGGUGAUCUACCUGCCUAUUCGAUGAUGUCUGGGUGGGGGACCUCUGGAAAGACUGCUUGCCCGAUAUGUCAGGAACAAACAGUGGCUUUCACUCUAUUAAAUGGUUGCAAGCAGUCGUGGUUUGAUGCUCAUCGUAAGUUUCUUCCCCAGAAUCACCCGUACUGUUUUGAUCAAAAGAAAUUUAAAAAAGGAAUUAGUGACUUCAAUCCCCCGCCGCGUAUGAAAACAGGAGUGGAACAACUCCAAGAGAUAGAUGGUUAUGGGUUUUUGAAAGUAACAGAGUUAGAUGCUACUGAUGUGAAUCAAAGGCUUGCCCGUGUGUGUGGAUGGCGGAAAAGAAGUUUUUCCUGGGACUUACCUUAUUGGAAGGAUUUAUAGGUACGACAUAAUCUGGAUGUUAUGCAUAUUGAGAAAAAUGUAUUCGAGAAUAUAUUCAACACGGUAAUGGAUGUGAAGGGUAAGACAAAGGAUAAUGCAAAGGCACGGGCAGACAUAACAGAACUUUGUGAUAGAAAAGAACUUGAAUAUGACAUUGUCAGUCAAUACUACCCUCCAGCUACGUAUACAUUGGAUAAACCUCGUAGGAAAGAAUUCCUUACGUGGGUUGAAAAGUUGAAGAUGCCUGAUGGAUACAUGUCCAACCUCGGCCGAUGUGUGGACAUGACGAAAUAUCGAUUGUUUGGAAUGAAGAGCCAUGAUUUUCAUGUCUUCAUGCAAAGGCUCAUUCCAAUUGGGUUUCGAGAGCUAUUGCCUAAGAAUAUUUGGGAGCCACUAACCGAGUUAAGCAACUUCUUUCGUCGGCUUACGUCAAAAGUUGUUACUGUUAGUGAUAUGGAGAUGUUAGAGUCUGUAAUACCCGUGAUCCUUUGCAAAUUGGAGACAAUAUUUGUUCUAGGUUUCUUUAAUAGUAUGGAACAUCUUCCCGUCCAUCUACCACACGAGGUAAAAAUUGCUGGGCCUGUUCAAAUUUCAUUGGAUGUAUCCUUUCGAGAGGUACAUAGAAUCAAUCUGAAAUGUUCUUUCAUGUCACCUUUAGUGUAUACUUAAACCCGUUUGCAUAACCUACAUGACAAUGUUGUUUUCUUUUCAUAGGUUUUUGAAUUGUCUCAAAAGGAUGGUUAAAAAUAAGGCCCAUGUUGAAGGGUCAAUUGUAAAUGCAUAUCUCGUAAGGGAGGCUAGUUUCUUUUGCUCGCACUAUUUUGAAAAACACGUCUAUACGCGUGCGAGGAAUGUUCCUAGACAAGAUGACGGUGGUGCACCUAUUUAUGGAAAUAGUGAUACAUUGCCUGUGUUCAACCAUCCAGCCCGAUUGCAAGGCAAACCCAAGAAACGGUUUCUAACUCCUAGAGAAGGGAAUGCAAUUCAGACAUACUUUCUCCUGAAUGUCCUCGAAAUAGAUCCGUUCAUAUCGUAAGCUUUUUGGGUUUCCUGAUUACAAUUUUUGUCUAUAUGUUAUUAUGUAUUAGUGAAACUUGAUGUUUUUACUGUAGGAUCUUUGACAAUGAAUUGAGGCAAUCGAAUCCACGUAUUUCAGAGGUCGAGGUUGCUUCGCAGCUUCAAAAGAACUUUAUAACAUGGUUCUACGAAUAUGUAUGUAUUUGGUGUUGACAUACAACAACUUUACUGCUCCAGUAAUAUGGUAUAAUUAUCUACUUCUCUAUGUUAGGCGGAGAACCAACAUGCUUUGGAUAAAAUUUUUCAAGAUAUUGCGCACGGCCCGUUGGUGGAGGUUAUCACAUAUCCAAUUUUUUUUAUCAACGGUUACCGUUUCCACACGGAGACACAUGGAUCAAGCAGGUCAACUUAUAACUGCGGGGUUUGCGUAGAUGCUGGAGGGUUAGAGUAUUUUGGAAAUAUUCAAGAAAUUAUGGAGGUUGAGUUUCAUGCACUACCCAUAAAACGAUGCAUCUUCUUUCGUUGUGAUUGGUUCGAUCCAACUAGUGGUGUCGGAACAAAGAAGCAUGAAAAUUACAACUUGGUUGAGGUAAACAAACGGAAAACAUUAUGCACUUAUGAACCUUUUAUACUUGGGCUGCAAGCUAUGCAAGUCAGCUAUAUUUCAUUCCCAAAUUUGAGAAAGGACAAAGAUGAUUGGUUGGCUGUUUGUCGGGUGAAACCUCGAGGUUGGAUUGAAUUGGUAGACGGAGAAGUGUUCACUCAACCAGAAACUGAGACGUACCAAGAUCCAGUUGUUGAAGCAUGCAUGAUUGAAUCUGUCAGAAUCGGGGAAUCUAUAAAUUUGGUAUCAACAGGUGGCGUAGUUGGUAAUACCCUUGCAAAUGUCUGAUGACUCUGAUACAGAGGAAGAAGUCUUUCUUGAGACAUAUAGUUCUGAUGACAAUCAAUUUUACUCCUUGAGUUCGGAUGAUGAUGUGCCUUAUGACUAGAUGUCGCAAGGAUCCAAUAAAGAACAACGAAGCCAGAACAUCCGCCGUCUGGCAAGGUCACAAAUGUUGUUGUGGCAGGCGAAAAUGCAAGAGGAGCAACAUGAGCCGAGUUUUUCUGAGAGCCAAGUAGGAGAAGGGUCAGAUGCUACAUCGGCCGAGAAUACACAUGCUACCACAUCACAUGUUGGAGAUUCUCAAGCGGAUAUUGUUGUUGGAGACGACCCACGUGUCGAAGUGAGAGUCGAGUCUGGUGGGAGCAUCUUCUGGCCACGUGAUGCUUCGAUUAAGUUCCGAGAUGUUUUCAAAUCAAAAUUAGUGAAGGAAGGAAGCAAGUGGCUCUCCGUACCAGAAGAUACACGCCGGUGGUAUAAGAUGAAGAAGUACAUCAAGUGGGAUCCGGCUCAUGAGGAAAAAGUCUUAAAGAAACUUAAUACUAGCGUACAAGAGGCUUAUAACAAAUGGAUGAGUGAUAUUCGAGGUGGGCGGGAUAAAACCGCACACAAGAUUAUUCCCACUGCGGUGCUCGGUGCAUGGAAAAGGGCUUGGAGCUCCAAUGAUGCACAAAAAAGGUCAAAGACUGCCAAGACUAAUAGACGUCGGGGCAAUUUAGCAAAUAAUCUAGAGUCGACGCAUACCGGGGGAUCACGCUCGUUCAUGGAGACGGCAAAAAAGUUGAAUCUUGAGAAAUGGGGAACGUAUGAGUGGGCUCACACGAGGAAGCAGGAUAAAAAAUCAUGGUGCAACAUGAAGGCUACCCAAGUAGCGGAUGGAAUGAAACAUAUUGAAGAGGGGAUGUCCUAACUUGGGGACAAUGACUAUAGCAAGGACGAGGCGUUUCUAAGCUUAGUCCCCCGUGAUAAGAAAAAACGUAUAUUUGGGUUGGGAUCGUUGGCAUCAACGGUUCCUACUGAGCAAUCAUUGUUUAACAGUGACGGCCGCACCCCUACAGUUGAACCUACAGAUAUGGAACGCAUAAUGAGAAUAGAACACGAGCAGCAGAUUAUGAAGGAACAAAAUAUGACCAUCAUGGAACAGUUACGGAAGAUUCAGGCUCACUUAGACCGUCGUAAUCCGGACGGCGAUACCGGUGCUCCCCCGAUCGCGUGAUGUAUGUUUGCUUUAUAUUUCGUUUACUUUUGGUGUUUUCUGAAUUGAUGGACUGUUUCCUUCAUAUUUCGUUUACUUUUGGUGUUUUCUGAAUUGAUGGAAUGUUUGCUUCAUAUUUCGUUUACUUUUGGUAUUUUCUGAAUUGAUGGAAUGUUUCCUUCAUAUUUCGUUUACUUUUUGGUAUUUUAUGAAUUGAUGGAAUGUUU
This is a messenger RNA of Andrographis paniculata, 4886 nucleotides long. Its product is annotated as auxin transport protein BIG-like. The record is from RefSeq and is a predicted model, not a curated record. Gene Ontology annotation, cellular component: plasmodesma; cytosol. The transcript is spliced from 9 exons. NCBI's taxonomy places the organism in Eukaryota, Viridiplantae, Streptophyta, Magnoliopsida, Lamiales, Acanthaceae. Gene Ontology annotation, biological process: auxin polar transport. The coding region runs from base 3574 to 4374 and encodes 266 amino acids.